UGGGGUGGAAUGGGAGGAAGGGGAGGGGUACUAAAUUGGUUGAAGACUCGGGCUUACCAAGUGGGGUUAGGGGCUUGGCAUUGAAGAGCUAAGGGUAAUAGGUAGGAGGUAGGGAACAGUAGGUGAAAACAUGGCAUUGGGUUUGGUUGGAAAGAUAGGUAGAGGUAAAUCAUUGGAAAUGAGAGUCAUGGCAUUUCGAUUGAAUUAUGAAAAAGAAUAGGGACAUGAUUUCAGAGAGAAAGUAUGAAUUUGGAGAAAAUUCAGUGAAUGAGUUUAGAAAGACUUAAUAGAGGUGGGCUUACGAGCCAAAAGGUAUCACUUUGAAAAAGUAUAGGGGAAUUCGGAGGGGUAAAGGAAGUGUUUGGAAAGGAGACAGCUGAUAUAUACAGGCCUUUAGCCUAGGUAUCAGACGCAGCCUAGGAUAUUGAUUUGGGGCUUUUGCUGUAUAUGGCACCUAGUCUGGUGACCAGCUUGCAAGAAUAGUGGGGUAGGGGUAGAGGAGGAGAAAAAUAGAAUGCUUUCAUCGCUUCUACUCUGAUUUCCUUUCUCCCUCUCUUACUCUUCCUACACUCAUCUCUUCCUGAACUCAGGGAUGGGGGCUUGGGACUUGAGCGAUACAAGUUGGAGCCCCAUUGGGAGUCAUGUUGCUCUGAAUUGCUUGUUAUGUUCUCUAACUGGGGUGUUUACUACCCAGGGCACCUCCUACCUAGAUUGCUGCGUUGCUACUUUCCUAACUUUAAAAGUUUGUUUUCUCCUUAACAGAGGGUGUUUCAGUAUCUCCAAAGGUUGUGUCAUAGUAAGUGUAGGUUUGUGGGGGUGUACAGAGUUUUCUGGGCAAGCUCACUUGUUUCCUAUAUUUAAAAACUUUGCAGUAGUGUAAGAAUUCUUGUAAAGACGGUUAUUCUAAGCACAGAAAAAUAUACUAAACUGAAGUUUGUUUUGUUAAAUGUGUGUCUUAUCCACUCAUUCUUGGAGCUUGUUAAAUGGAUGGUUGCAGUUAGUUUUAGUUAGCUUAUGUUACAUAUUUUUAAAUGGUGUAAAUAAGAUAGACGUAUAUUUCAGGAAAGUGAAAAAUUUUCAGUUUCUUCCUUUGUGUCUAAACUCAGAAGCCAAAGAUAUGUCAUAAUAUCUUAGGGCAGGGGUUGGGGAAAUCAAACACAAUUUGUACUUAAACAUGGGAGGAUGUAAGCUCCGCUCUGCUCUAUGAAAUAUGGGAGACGACAGACCGUUUGUGUGCAAUGCCCCGGGCUGUGGACAGAGAUUUACAAACGAGGACCACCUGGCAGUUCAUAAACACAAGCAUGAGAUGACAUUGAAAUUUGGCCCAGCCCGAACUGACUCAGUCAUCAUUGCAGAUCAAACUCCUACUCCGACUAGAUUCCUGAAGAAUUGUGAGGAGGUGGGGCUCUUCAAUGAAUUAGCUAGCUCCUUUGAACAUGAAUUCAAGAAAGCUGCAGAUGAGGAGGAAAAAAAGGCUGCUGCUGGGCCCCUUGACAUGUCUUUGCCUUCUACACCAGACAUCAAAAUCAAGGAAGAAGAGCCAGUGGAGGUAGACUCAUCCCCACCUAAUAGCCCUGCCUCUAGUCCCUGCUCCCCGCCGCUCAAGGAAAAGGAGGUGGCCCCAAAGCCUGUCGUGAUCUCUACCCCCACACCUACCAUCGUGCGCCCUGGUUCCCUACCUCUCCACUUGGGCUAUGAUCCACUUCACCCGACCCUUCCCUCCCCAACUUCUGUCAUCACACAGGCCCCACCAUCCAACAGGCAGCUGGGGUCUCCCACUGGCUCCCUCCCUCUCGUCAUGCAUCUUGCUAAUGGACAGACUAUGCCUGUGCUGCCAGGGCCUCCGGUACAGAUGCCUUCUGUUAUAUCGCUGGCCAGACCUGUGUCUAUGGUGCCCAACAUUCCUGGUAUCCCUGGCCCACCAGUUAACAGCAGUGGUUCCAUUUCUCCCUCUGGCCACCCUAUGCCAUCAGAAGCCAAGAUGAGACUAAAAGCCACCCUAACCCACCAAGUCUCCUCAAUCAAUGGUGGAUGUGGAAUGGUGGUGGGUACUGCCAGUACCAUGGUGACAGCCCGUCCUGAGCAGAGCCAGCUCCUCAUCCAACACCCUGAUGCCCCAUCCCCUGCCCAGCCACAGGUCUCACCAGCCCAGCCCACUCCCAGCACGGGAGGGCGACGGCGACGCACAGUGGAUGAAGAUCCUGAUGAACGGCGGCAGCGUUUUCUGGAGCGCAACCGGGCUGCAGCCUCCCGCUGCCGUCAAAAGCGGAAGCUCUGGGUGUCCUCCCUCGAGAAGAAGGCAGAGGAACUCACUUCUCAGAACAUUCAGCUGAGUAAUGAAGUCACAUUGCUACGCAAUGAGGUGGCUCAGUUGAAACAGCUACUGUUAGCUCAUAAAGACUGCCCGGUUACUGCACUACAGAAAAAGACCCAAGGCUAUUUAGAAAGCCCCAAGGAAAGCUCAGAGCCGACGGGUUCUCCAGCCCCUGUGAUUCAGCACAGCUCAGCAACAGCCCCUAGCAAUGGCCUCAGUGUUCGCUCGGCGGCUGAAGCUGUAGCUACCUCGGUCCUCACUCAGAUGGCCAGCCAAAGGACAGAACUGAGCAUGCCGAUACAGUCGCAUGUGAUCAUGACCCCACAGUCCCAGUCUGCGGGCAGAUGA
Zalophus californianus (California sea lion) is the source of this 2662-nucleotide messenger RNA. RefSeq names its product cyclic AMP-dependent transcription factor ATF-7. Gene Ontology annotation, biological process: regulation of transcription by RNA polymerase II. Bases 1211 to 2662 code for a protein of 483 amino acids. Gene Ontology annotation, molecular function: DNA-binding transcription factor activity, RNA polymerase II-specific; cAMP response element binding. NCBI's taxonomy places the organism in Eukaryota, Metazoa, Chordata, Mammalia, Carnivora, Otariidae. The transcript has 12 exons. The record is from RefSeq and is a predicted model, not a curated record.